AUGUCAAACUCCGCGCAACAUUACCAAUUUGAAGUUGUUAUGACCUGCUCUGGCUGUUCCAAUGCAGUUCAAAAGGCCCUCAGUAGAUUAGAACCAGAUGUUUCUAACAUUAAUAUCUCAUUAGAGAAGCAAACUGUAGAUAUCGAUUCGGUUCUUCCAUAUGAUGUGGUGCUCGAGAAGAUCAAGAAGACGGGUAAAGAAGUUAAAUCAGGAAAAACCAUAUAA
Maudiozyma barnettii is the source of this 225-nucleotide messenger RNA. It is a transcript of the gene ATX1, whose product is annotated as copper metallochaperone ATX1. Gene Ontology annotation, biological process: copper ion transport. The transcript has a single exon. Lineage: Eukaryota; Fungi; Ascomycota; Saccharomycetes; Saccharomycetales; Saccharomycetaceae. Gene Ontology annotation, molecular function: copper chaperone activity; metal ion binding. Bases 1 to 225 code for a protein of 74 amino acids. The record is from RefSeq and is a predicted model, not a curated record. Gene Ontology annotation, cellular component: cytosol.